This is a messenger RNA of Symbiodinium pilosum, 1650 nucleotides long. The record is from the annotation of a GenBank genome assembly. Lineage: Eukaryota; Dinophyceae; Suessiales; Symbiodiniaceae.
GAAAGCCAAUGCCUUGUACAAGUUCAUGUAUCUCUUGAUACUGUUUUGCGUGAGACACGACAUCCUGAUUAGUGUGGAAAACCCCGCGAACUCCCAUUUCUGGGCCGUAUUGGCAUGGUUCGCAGAGCAGGACUCCGUGCAGUGGCCUCCAAAGCAGUUGGAGUUCAUUUCUUUUGAUGCUUGCGUGCGUGGCAGCGAAAGGCCGAAGCGCACUGCCAUACUGGGCACGCGGGGUGUUUUUGCUCGACUGGGGGUCUUUUGCGAUGGGGCCCAUGAGCACGCCCCUUGGCGGCUUCACUUCCGUGACGGCUGUUCGAUGUGGUCAACAGCAGCCGAGGCGAGACCGCUGCAGUUGGCUGCCCAAGGCCAUCAGUCAGCAAAGUUCCCUCCUCUGAUCCCAGAGUUUCAUCGUCGGACUGCUACAGCCAAGGGUGAGCCAAAGACCCUUAAAGUGGGUUAUUGGUUGGUGCCAGAUCAGCAUGUAGCCAAGGCAAAGGAAGUGGGUCAUCCGUUUGACUCGGUGGUGGCAGUGGAGAGCAUAAGUGUGAAAGCCUUGGAGAAGUGUAUGAGUAUUUCGGACGAUCAACUUGAGCAACAGCGAAAGCUUGCGGUUUUAAAGUUGAAGAUAAAGGCCAGAACCUUAGAGCAGCAAGAGCAGGAGCUCCACAAGACUUUUCAGCCGUGGUUUGAAAAAGUGGCUAGGAAAAAGCUAUUGCUAUGGGAAAGCCUCUUAAAGGAGUUCGACUUCGACGAUCUAGGCGUUAUAAAGUUCAUGAAGGAGGGUGUGCCUAUCGUGGGCCAGCAUCACACUCCAGGGUGCUUCAAGUCAAAAUUGAAGCCUGCGCUGAUAUCGGAAGAAGGGCUGCGUGAGAGUGCGGAAGCACGUCGCGAAGCAAUGCUUUUGAAAAGACAUCAGCAGGAGCCGCAUGUUGUGAAGAGCCUUGAGGCAACCGCGAGAGAAGAGGUUGAGAUGGGAAUCCUGGAGGGUCCCAUGUCUGCGGACGAGGUGACUGCGACAUUGGGACACCGCUUGUGGUCUCCUAUCAGGAGAUUUGGAUUGGAUCAAGGAAGCAAAAUAAGGCCGAUAGACGAUGGCCGUGAGAGCCAGACCAACAAUGCGUUCACAUCAGAUUUGAAGCUUGACUUGCAGGGGAUAGACUACAUGGCUAACCUAGCAAUGCUCAUCUUGAGGGCUGAGAAAGAGCGCAGUGUUAUGAAAGGGGUGUUGGAUAUUUUAGGAUGGGACUUUGCGCGUGAUAGUGCCAAAGGAGUGAGCUUCGGCAGUGUGUUGAAUGUCCUGGGCGUGCAGAUGGACAUUAGCUGCUUGCAUCAAGGCACCGUGGUUUUGACCAACAAGCCGGAGCGCAUUGACAAGUUGGUCGCAAAGCUGAAGAGGGUAGAAGAGUCUGGAUCAGUCACUCUGCGUGAGGCGCAGGUGUUGCUUGGAUGGUUCAACUUUGCAUCGGGGCAUGCCAUGACGUUGUUGCAAACCGCAUCGCCUCGUUUGAUCAAUUGCUUCCAGGAUCUUACUCCUGUGAUGCGCAUUUGGACAGAUGGAUCGUGGGAGGAUGGGGAAGGUGAGAAGGCUCUUUCCCUUGUGAAUGCAUCCGUGGUUGAGCCCUUUGCUUUGGAUGCAAGCUUGAUAGCCAG